Molecule: messenger RNA, 1153 nt
Organism: Myodes glareolus (Bank vole)
Lineage: Eukaryota; Metazoa; Chordata; Mammalia; Rodentia; Cricetidae
Gene: Teddm1
Product: transmembrane epididymal protein 1
Source: RefSeq, a predicted model, not a curated record
GUGUAGGCUUGUCUCAAGAAAUGUUUCCUCUCUGUGGGGAGCAGUGGGUGACGUGAAAUGAUAAAACGAAGCGAGACAGUUCUUCCCAAAGCCUAGAUCCCGAAGGGCCUCUACCUGAGUUUUGCAUUUUGUAAGAUUAGAAGCUCAAUGGGAGACUUUACCGGUCAUGUAUGUCCCGGCUUGUUCCUGGUCUUAUAUGGACUGUAUCAAGCCAUAGUCGUCUCCAGGGCUGUGAUAUUCAAUGAUUCUCUUUUGCAUCCUUCCCACAAUCCUAAGAAUAAGGGAAGAUGGGCCAGGUUGUGGCAACUAGCCCAUACAGGCUGGUUGAAGACAGUGACUGGCUCCCUCUUGAUAGUUUAUGAGCUCAACUGUAUUGAAGGAGGGCUGAAACUUAUGAGCAAAGGGAUGCCACCAAGGUUUAUGUACCCCAAGGAGUGGCAGCACCUCACCAUGUUCACCCUCCUCACCCUUGACGGUUGUGUAGAAACUGUGAGCAAGAGCGUGCUGCGGCAGAGGUGGGUGGCCCUAGAAAGAGGUUCCACGGUCCUGGUCAUCUACGUGCUGCUGUUGCUGCUGGUGUCUCACGUUAAGGACUCAUUCGGGGUGGAGCUACAGGUUCACUCUCUCCUCGUCUUGGUGGUGUUCCUGCUGAUGCUGGUGUUGACGGCAGAGCUGUGGGCUCCUGAGAUGUUUCACCUCUGGAUGAUAGAGACCUUCCUGUUCCUGGUGAUGGGCUCGUGGCUGAUUCAGGCAGGCUUCAUUCUGUUUAGACCGGUCUCCGGCUUCCCAUGGGAGGAUGAUGACAUCAGUGACAUCAUGUUCGUCACCACCUUCUUCUGUUGGCAUGUGAUGAUCAAUGCCCUAUGCCUGUUGGGAAUCUAUGGCAUCUCUUCCUUUUGGCAUCAUUGUUACAGCCCCAGCUUGAGGCUGAUGGGGUCCAAGGAAGUGCUGUACCACGAGAGCUCUUCGGGAACAUUUUACAGGCUCCUGCAGGAUGCAGAGCAGCAGGACACACAUGACCAAGCUCUUGUCCCUUCAAAGAGCUCUCCCACUGACAGGGCCUAGAAUACCUGAGCAUAUAGGUCACUCCAUCUUCCUUCUUUGGGCUCUCUUGGGCACUUUUUUCCUUGGUGAAGGUAAUGACCCUAUGGCA